Molecule: messenger RNA, 1581 nt
Organism: Colletotrichum spaethianum
Lineage: Eukaryota; Fungi; Ascomycota; Sordariomycetes; Glomerellales; Glomerellaceae
Product: regulator of phospholipase D SRF1
Exons: 1
Coding region: 1-1581 (526 amino acids)
Biological process (GO): positive regulation of translation; nuclear-transcribed mRNA catabolic process, nonsense-mediated decay
Cellular component (GO): cytoplasm; nucleolus
Molecular function (GO): mRNA binding
Source: RefSeq, a predicted model, not a curated record
AUGACGUCCAACAGUGCGUCUCUGGUCGGCCCUCCGGUACUCGAGUUUGCGAUUUACAACAAAGUCCCGAGCGGUAAGAAGCGCACCGACCCUAGACAGGGAACGAUUGACCAGGACCCCGACUUCAUGGCCUUCCUCCAGUCCUUGACAAAUCCGGAGAUGGAUAAGGAGAACGAGAACAGCGAGAAUAAGGAUGCGGAGGAGUCGAAGCCCGAAGCCAAGGUCACGACGACACCCUUGAUUGAGUUCAUCAAGGAGAAGAAGGCGAACAAGCAAAAGGAGGCUGCCGCCGCUAAGAGCGCUAAGCAGGCUCGGCAGGAGUCGAACACCAAGGGCAAGGCCUCGGCAUCAAACGCGGAUGAUUCAAAGAAAGGCAAGAAGGACGCCAAGGGGGAGAAGUCGGCCGACAAACCUAAGGAGACGGUCAAGAUUCUCACCAAGAAGGCCACCGCCGAAGCUGCCAAGGCCGCCGAAACAGUGGCCGGCCAGAUCACUCAGGCCUCUUCGACCUCUCAGGAUGCACCCAAGAGCCGGCGAGCUGGCAUCGCGGCCGCCGCACGCAUUCUGCAGAGAGACCUUGGCAUCAGUCCUGGAAGUGCGCAUAGGAGGGCACGGCUCGACGCUGCAAAGGCCGAGGCGGAAGCAAAGGCAACGACGAAGGAAGCAGCGCAACCCGCGGCCGAACCCGCGGCACCUAGUCCAGCACCCGUCGCCGCACCAGCUCAGUCAUCUUCGGCCACUUCUCAGAUAUCGGAGCGGAGCACAACGCCCACCGCGCCCAAGUCAGGUCGUUCUCGCAGAGGGGGUGGCGGCAAAAAUGUGGGUGCCAGCGAUUCCAAGGGCAAGUCGACUGAGGCAAGCUCCACUACUACACCGGCGCCUGCCAAGGCUCCGGUCGUGUUACUCAAGAAGAAGGACGAGGAGAAGAACAAGGAGAAGGGAACCAAGGCCGACAAGGAGGCAUCGAGCUCGGCACAGCAGUCAGCUGCACCAGCGACGAACGCGAAACCCAACCCCCCGACGGGCCCCAAGUCCUCGGGCAAGGGCGGCAACUCCAAGAAGAGCACCACGGCCGUCACCCCCGGCGCAACCCGCGGUUUCGUCAAGCACGCAAACCCCUCACAGGGCGUCACCGAGGCGCUCCUGAAGCAGGCCAUGGAGGUCUUUGGCACUGUCACGUUCGUCGAGAUCGACAAGCGCAAGGGCUUCGCGUACGUCGACUUCUCCGACCACGACGGCCUCACCAGGGCAGUCGCCGCGAGCCCUGUGCAGGUCGCCCAGGGCACCGUCCAGGUCCUCGAGCGCAAGGAGAAGAAGCCAGCCGCGCCCACUUCGAACGCCAAGUCGGAGCCCAGCAGCGCCAACGCCAACGCCAAUGCCGGCGCGGCGAGCCCCAACCCUGCGGCGCCUUCGGCGUCCGCGUCGGCCAACAAUGCGACGCCGUCCGAGAAGCCGGAGCACCACAAGCGAACCAGACGCGGCCGCGGGGGCGGUAAGGCCGCGGCGAAUGCGUCGGGCAGCAACAGCGGCAACAAAGAUGCGCGCAGCGAGCCGGCCGCCUCAACUGCAGGUACGGGCUGA